AUGAAGGUGGUGCUGCUGUGUGUUUGUGUGGUAGGACUCGUGUGCCAAACCUUGGCAGCGAAGUACCAUGAGCGCGUCGGCAUACCGAUGGCGAAGAAGAUUGGACUCCAAGAGUCGAUGCGCAUUGCUGGCGGGCUGGCUUCUUUUAAAGGGGAACAUCCAUACUUUGCUGGACUUAUAAUCACGUUGAAGACCGGAAUAACCUCCAUCUGUGGAGGCACCCUGUUGAGUCACUACCACGUCGUGACCAUCGGCCAGUGCUGGUACGACGGGGAGAAUGAAGGCAGGGCGAUCCAGGUAGUGCUAGGCACAGCGACCCUCUUUACUGGAGGCACGAGGAAGUACGCGGAGAGAGUGAACCUGCACGAAGAGUUUGACCCCUACACCCUCACCAACGAUAUCGCCAUAGUAGAGAUACCCUAUGUUUCUUACAGCAGAUAUAUAGUCCCUAUAGAUCUGCCGGUGGCAUAUUUUAGCUCUCUCGCUGGCUAUAAAGCUGAAAUUAUUGGAUACGGAAAAACAUCUCCUGAUGCUACAUUAGGAGAAAACUCCAGCUUGAAUGAUGUGUAUGUGACGGUGAUGAACAAUACGGAAUGUGGCCAAAUAUAUGGAGACGUGAUAACCAGCGCCAUCAUGUGCACCAGCGGAGCCAACGGGAAGGGAGCGUGCGGGGGCGACUACGGCGGCCCGCUCGUACUGCGCCGGUUCGUCGGGGCGUCAGGGAAUGAUAUGCUGGUGGGGCUGGUAUCGUUCACGUCUGCGGCUGGCUGCGACGCUGGCUACCCCACCGGGUACACUCGCAUCACCUCGUAUGUGCGCUGGAUCAACAAAUUCUUGUAA
Molecule: messenger RNA, 840 nt
Organism: Spodoptera littoralis (African cotton leafworm)
Lineage: Eukaryota; Metazoa; Arthropoda; Insecta; Lepidoptera; Noctuidae
Source: the annotation of a GenBank genome assembly